Cuscuta europaea is the source of this 2382-nucleotide messenger RNA. The record is from the annotation of a GenBank genome assembly. Lineage: Eukaryota; Viridiplantae; Streptophyta; Magnoliopsida; Solanales; Convolvulaceae.
CAUAGUUGUUUCGAAAUUUGGACCACAGUAUUCGCCUCCUCCGAGGGUUGGGAACGUUUUGGCAACAACGUCGACUCCUCUAAAGCGAUUCUGUACCCUUUUAUUCUUUGCAAAUUCUUCUCUCUGAAGCCCUAAAUCUUCUCAGCUUUAGAGACGACCUAGUGAAUGGAUUACCCCUCUGGUCCCUGAUCCACGUCUGAGAGAAGAGAAUCUUAUAUCAGACUUGGUCUCUGGGAACUGGAUAAAGGGGAAGACAGUUCAACGGUUUAUGUGCCACUGUUGAAAGUAGAUUCUUAGUUGGAUGCAGUUUGUGGUUAAUUGGUUAGCAUAGUCAUUAUUAGUUAAUUAGGAACCUGUGUAACUGUAUGUCAAAUCAUUAUGGAAAUGAGCCUACACCAAUUAAUUUUUAUUUUUCUAUUUGUAUCGGUCUUGAGUAGCUAUGUGAGUUCAGAUUCUGAAAAUGAAUCUUUACAAAAAGAAAUAACUGCCCCACUCAGGAAUUAUGGAAGUAAUGUAAUAGAUGGUUCUGGAACAGAGUAUGCCUUUUCAUCUGGAAAUGGUGAUCUGAGAGGUGGGAGCAGUAGGGUUUCAGUGUCAACAGUUGCCUUUUUCACACUUGCUAUGGCUGCUGCUACUGGUUUGGGUGCAUUGCCUUUCUUCUUUGUCGACCUUGACCCCCAGUGGUCUGGAAUAUGCAAUGGAAUGGCUGCUGGAGUUAUGCUAGCAGCUAGCUUUGACCUUAUACAAGAAGGGCAAGACCAUGGUAGUGGCAGUUGGGUGGUGUUUGGUAUUUUGACUGGCGGGAUUUUCAUUUCGCUUUGUAAAAAGUUUCUUGAUCAUUAUGGGGAAGUUAGCAUGUUAGAUAUAAAGGGAGCAGAUGCAGCAAAAGCUGUACUUGUCAUCGGAAUUAUGACUCUCCAUUCAUUUGGUGAAGGUGCUGGUGUUGGGGUAUCCUUUGCUGGCUCCAAAGGUCUGUCCCAGGGUUUAUUGGUAACUUUGGCCAUUGCGGUGCAUAAUAUUCCAGAAGGCUUGGCUGUGAGUAUGGUUCUUGCGUCUAAAGGAGUUCCUCCACAUAAGGCAAUGUUAUGGAGCAUAAUUACUUCACUGCCACAGCCUAUAGUAGCAGUGCCAUCAUUUGUGUGUGCUGAUGCGUUUAACAAGUUCCUCCCCUUUGCUACUGGCUUUGCUGCCGGCUGCAUGAUUUGGAUGGUUAUGGCAGAAGUCCUUCCAGACGGGUUGAAGGAAGCUUCUCCAUCCCAUGUUGCAUCUGCAGCUACGCUCUCUGUUGCAUUUAUGGAAGGCUUAAGUACAGUGUUCCAACACUUCGGCCACAAUUUCAAAUCAGAGGACACAUCUGGUUUCUUUAUCUCUCUACUUUUUGGUCUGGGCCCACUUCUGGGUGGAGUAUCUCUUAUUGCAUUUGCUCUUGCAUUCCGCCUUCAACAUGCUCUCCUUACCAGUGUAUCGUCAGGGAUUGCCUUUGUCCUCGGUGUCUGGAGGCCAUUGCAACUCCUCUUGUCUUCAAAAAUGGACUUUCUAUCCCUAACAUCCCUCCUCAUGACUGGAUUUGCAUUUUCACAUUUCUCAACAUCAAGUGUUUUGAAACUCAGAGGACACAAAAGGACCACUUCUGCAAAUUCUUUAUCUGCCAUGGCUGGCUUACCUUUAAGCACACUGACCCUUCAGUCUGUCCUUUGCUGUCUGGCUGUUGCCCUCCACGCGCUGGCUGAAGGGCUUGCCUUAGGUGUUGCGGCACCCAAAGCAUACGGAUUCGGAAGGGACAUGGUCCUACCCGUUUCACUCCACGGACUCCCCAGGGGUGCUGCCGUUGCAAGUUGCAUCUUUGGGGCCACUGACAGCUGGCACGGGGCCCUCUUGGCGGCCGGGCUAAUCGGUUUUGUUGGUCCCUCAUCAGCGAUCGGAGCCAUACUCGCUGGAAUUGACUACAGUGGGUUGGACCACAUUAUGGUAAUUGCAUGUGGGGCCCUGCUCCCGUGUUUUUGGAGCAUUGUUAGGAGAGCGGUGCGACUGGACAAAAAGAAGGGUUUUGCUGGGCUAGUGGUUGGUGCCUUAUUUGCUAGUAUUUGCUUAACUUUUACAAAGUUGGUUUGCUUGCACACUCCUUACUGCAACUCUGCUCCGGAGGCUGUUAGAUGAGAACUAACUAUAGGGAAAGAAAAACACAGCUCAUAACAUGUGUUGUACAUCAUAUACCUAUACUCUGUACUACUGUAGUUUUCUUCUUUCUUUAGCCACAAAAAAUUGUCAUCCUUUGUGUAUAUGUGACUGCAUUCUUAUUCUGUCUUCUUUGUGUAUAAAGAUAUAUCUUGUGUUGAUUCAAUCAAUGUCUCCUUUGAUAAAGAAGUGAUAUGUUUAGUUGAA